CUGGGCUCCGCGGCGUAAGUCAACUGCCUGAUCUCAUCUUUACUAGUUGCAACCGACUAACCAAGCCUAACAGAACAUCGAACUCGUCCUCGAAAGCCAUGAUAUAAACAGAGCAAUCCGCAUCCUCCGCAAAGCCAACUUUCCCGAUGAGCAACCCAUGCACUACACCCAUCUGCUCUGUCCCUUUCCCCACAUGGGACAAAGGACCUAUUCAGCCCGCGAAACCCCCUUCAUCCCCUCCUACUCAUUCCACCUAAACGGGAGUGUCUGGGGAGAGAUGAACACGGAGUUCCACACUGAUCUCUAUCUAUACGAGAAGCGAUAUCUCUUCUGGGACCUGCCUGAGCUCACUCUAGGAGAACUGUUCGAAGAUGACCCCCAUUUCAUCCUAGCCAGUAAUCCCCGUCUCCCUCCCCAGAAGGACAAGCAGCAUUGGGGCCGGUUCCCUGAUACCCUGUACCCGGUUAAGAUGCCCAUGCCGGUGCGAUAUGUCGAGGCGAUGAUGCUUCUGACUGCCCGGGACUGGCAAAUCAAGGGACAUGGGUGGGCGUGGCGGGCCGAGAUAGUGUAUAUGUGGAAGCACGUAAAAAAAGGCAUGCUAAAGGAGUUCUUUGAGUUGGAGAGGUUCAAGCCGAUAUUUCGGUUCUGGUGGGCGGAUUUGGAGACUUCGGAGACAAUUCCCGGUGGAGAGGUGCUGUGUGUGCAUCAGCUGAGGGGGCAGUUGGUGGCGGCGGGUAUGAUGCCUGAGACGCCGCUUACUUGGCUGAAGACGUAUGAUUGAUUCAGUAGUGAUUGCUUGUGGUAUAUAGUAUUUGGUGUAUGCAUAGUUUUGAUAUAUAAUUAAUCAGUAUAAAUAGGGCAGUCAGGUCUGACAUGCUAUGCCUCACAUCAGACUUUGAAGAACGUUACCUAUUGUUUCCCUGAUUAGGAUACAUUUAAUGCUUGAGAGUAGUGAGGUAGUAAAUGCCAGGACCGGAAACCAGUCUCUAACUGUGGCGCAAUCGGUGGGUAGACAUGGAAGGGUUCAACUGCAGUGGCGGAAAUACGUUCUGCGAUCAUCUAGAUAUUCAAGUCACGCCAGGCCAUCAUGAGGGCUUCACUAGUCUGUAUUCAGAAGAGACGUGGUCUCGCACUUCUCAG
Aspergillus neoniger CBS 115656 is the source of this 1140-nucleotide messenger RNA. RefSeq lists its product as uncharacterized. The transcript has a single exon. NCBI's taxonomy places the organism in Eukaryota, Fungi, Ascomycota, Eurotiomycetes, Eurotiales, Aspergillaceae. The record is from RefSeq and is a predicted model, not a curated record. The coding region runs from base 194 to 781 and encodes 195 amino acids.